AUGCGUUCGUUCACUUUCGUUCUCGCCGCCGCGCUCGCGCUCGCCCCUGCUGUGACUGCCGCUGCGUCCGAGUCGCACGCACCGUGCACGAAGAGCAAGCAUGUCAAGGCCUUCGGUCACAACAAGCCGCACCACACCGUCGAACACCACCACCACAAACAUCCGAAGCACACGACGACGUCCCACAAGCCCGCCAAGACGCACACCGAGCACUCGACGACGUCCAAGUCGAAGAGCAAGGCGUCGCACAAGGCCACUGCCACCGCUGCGCCCGCCAACCAGCUCAACGUCUCGCACAAGAGCCGCGUGCCGUUCCGCUCGCGCACCGAGACUGCGGCGCCGAUGACGAGCCAGGCUAAGCCGACUACGACUCAGGCGGCGCCGCCUGCUGCGACGAGUUCGGCUGCUGCGCCGUCUGGCGACUCCGUCCAGGCCAUCUCGUUGCAGAAGCACAACGACCUUCGCGCUAAGCAUCACGCGCCUGCUUUGACCUGGAACACCGACCUCGCGAAUGCCGCGCAGGCCUGGGCGAACAAAUGCGUGUUCCAGCACGGCGGCGGCAAGGCAUUGAGUGCGGGCGAGAACAUCGCUGCGUACUCUGGCAGCAAGGCCGAUGUCGCGUACGCGAUCAGCUUGUGGAGCGACGAGGAGGCCAAGUACAACUACGACAAGCCUGGUUACGCAGACGCCACCGGUCACUUCACGCAGAUGGUCUGGAAGGGGACGACUCAGCUCGGAUGCGCGCAAGCUUACUGCGACCCGCUGUCGUUCCCCGGCUCGAGUUCCUGGUCUGGCUACUUCUACGUCUGCGAGUAUGCCUCGGCGGGGAACAUCGUAGGCUCGGACAGCGUCACGACGGCCAAGUACUUCUCCGCCAACGUUCAGGCGCCGUAA
This is a messenger RNA of Rhodotorula toruloides NP11, 894 nucleotides long. RefSeq names its product protein of Allergen V5/Tpx-1-related family. Gene Ontology annotation, cellular component: extracellular region. NCBI's taxonomy places the organism in Eukaryota, Fungi, Basidiomycota, Microbotryomycetes, Sporidiobolales, Sporidiobolaceae. The coding region runs from base 1 to 894 and encodes 297 amino acids. The transcript has 8 exons. The record is from RefSeq and is a predicted model, not a curated record.